This is a messenger RNA of Nyctereutes procyonoides (raccoon dog), 348 nucleotides long. RefSeq names its product ubiquitin-like. The coding region runs from base 1 to 348 and encodes 115 amino acids. Gene Ontology annotation, molecular function: ubiquitin protein ligase binding; protein tag activity. The record is from RefSeq and is a predicted model, not a curated record. Gene Ontology annotation, biological process: modification-dependent protein catabolic process; protein ubiquitination. NCBI's taxonomy places the organism in Eukaryota, Metazoa, Chordata, Mammalia, Carnivora, Canidae. The transcript has 2 exons. Gene Ontology annotation, cellular component: nucleus; cytoplasm.
AUGAACGAUAGCAAGCAGCUGGAAGAUGGCUGCACCCUUUCUUAUUACAACAUCCAGAAAGAAUCAACUCUGCACCUGGUCCUGCGCCUGAGGGAUGGUAUGCAGAUCUUCGUGAAGACCCUGACCAGCGAGACCAUCAUCCUGGAGGUGGAGCCCACUGACACCAUCGAAAAUGUGAAGGCCAAGAUCCAGGAUAAAGAGGGCAUCCCCCCUGACCGGCAGAGGCUCAUCUUUGCAGGCAAGCAGCUGGAAGAUGGCCACACUCUUUCUGAUUACAACAUCCAGAAAGAGUCAACUCUCUACCUGGUUCUUCCGUCUGAGGGGUGGCUGUUAAUUCUUCAAUCUUGA